Messenger RNA from Plasmodium gallinaceum, 660 nucleotides. RefSeq names its product 60S ribosomal protein L10, putative. The record is from RefSeq and is a predicted model, not a curated record. Gene Ontology annotation, molecular function: structural constituent of ribosome. NCBI's taxonomy places the organism in Eukaryota, Apicomplexa, Aconoidasida, Haemosporida, Plasmodiidae. Bases 1 to 660 code for a protein of 219 amino acids. Gene Ontology annotation, biological process: ribosomal large subunit assembly; translation. Gene Ontology annotation, cellular component: ribosome; cytosolic large ribosomal subunit. The transcript has a single exon.
AUGGGUAGAAGACCAGCUAGGUGUUAUAGAUAUUGUAAAAAUAAGCCUUAUCCCAAAAGUAGAUACUGUAGAGGUGUUCCUGAUCCUAAAAUAAGAAUUUAUGAUAUGGGAAAAAAAAAGGCAGAUGUAAAUGAAUUUAGUGGAGUUGUGCAUUUAGUUUCUUAUGAAUAUGAACAAAUAUCAUCUGAAGCAUUAGAAGCUGCACGUAUUUGCGCAAAUAAAUAUAUGAUAACAAAUUGUGGUAAAGAUAAUUUUCAUUUAAGAAUAAGAGUACAUCCAUUUCAUGUUUUAAGGAUAAAUAAAAUGUUGUCAUGUGCUGGAGCUGAUAGGCUUCAAACAGGUAUGAGAGGAGCAUUUGGAAAACCUAAUGGGGUUGUAGCAAGGGUAGAUAUAGGUCAGGUAUUACUUUCUAUUAGAACGAAAGAAAAUUUUGUUCCUAAAGCAGCUGAAGCUUUAAGAAGAGCAAAAUAUAAAUUCCCAGGAAGGCAAAAAGUUUUUAUUAGUAAUAAGUGGGGAUUUACUAAAUUUUCAAAGGAUGAAUAUCAAGAAUAUAAAAAAAAAGGAAGAAUUAUUUCUGAUGGUGUUAAUUGUAAAUUUAUUAGAGAAAAGGGACCAUUAGAAAAUAUAUAUAAAGAUAUAAACACAAUCAUAGAAUCUUAA